Helianthus annuus (common sunflower) is the source of this 3451-nucleotide messenger RNA. RefSeq lists its product as uncharacterized. The record is from RefSeq and is a predicted model, not a curated record. Bases 1792 to 3390 code for a protein of 532 amino acids. The transcript has 4 exons. NCBI's taxonomy places the organism in Eukaryota, Viridiplantae, Streptophyta, Magnoliopsida, Asterales, Asteraceae.
GUAUAUAUAUUAUACGACUACUUUAUACGGGUCGUAUAUAUCUAUACGGCUCGUAUACAAUGAAUUUCCUUUAUUUUAUUGUUUUAUUACUAUUUGACGCGACGUAUUAUUCCUCGAUUCACGUGCGAGUAUACGUAAGAUUCUCUGAUUCGAUGUUAUAUUCCUCGAUUCUCGUGCGAGUUAUGUGAUUAGACGUUAGAUUCCUCGAUAUUCGUGCGAGUUAUUUGAUUCGACGUUAGAUUCCUCGAUUCACGUGUUAAUCAUUUGAAACGAUGUAAUAUUCCGUAAAAUUCUCUAUAUAAAGGACACUAAUUUCUUUCAUUUUCAUUCAAUUUCUACUCGUUUCUUCUAUUUUUCUCUGUAUUCAAAUUAUUUACGCUAUAAUGUCGGGUUAGGGUAAUUUUUUUAAUGUGUUUGAUAACGAGGCGAAUCAGGGGAGUUAUGAUAACAAUGAAGAUAACAAAGCGGACAUGUUUGAUCCGAAUGCUCCGUUCGAUCCCAUUCUUGCGUCUGAUGCAGGUCAGGAUACUUGGGGUUUGGAUGCAAUUCAGCCUAAUUAUGCUGGUUAUUAUCCAUCGCAACACCCGGUUAAUUUUGAAGCCCCUCCUGUUAGUUUUGGAUCACCGACUGAUAGUUCUCAGACUCCUCCCAUAAGUGAUGGACCGCCGGAGGGUCCAAAUGCUGACCAGGAACGUAGUGAGUUUCAAAACAAGAAGGAAUUCGCUAGCAUGGAUGAAUUGGUAGAGUGGUGUAGAGACGUUGCACGCGUAAAUGGCUACGCCCUUGUCACCAAACGCACCAUCUACGAUAAACAGGGUAGCGGUCAGUUGUUAAAAAUCUGGCUUACAUGCGAUUGUGCCGGCGAGUACAAAUCAACAGCCACGAUCAGACGCAGCGGGACCAGGAAAACCGGUUGCAAGUUCCAACUGAUCGGGGCAUACAAAAAGAGGUUAGGUUAUUGGGAUCUAAGGGUUGAGGAAGCUAAACAUAACCACGAACCAUUUCUGUAUCCAGAGGGUCAUCCGUCCCUAAUGAGGUUGACUCCAUCAGAAGUGAGGACGGUGGAGCAAAUGACGCAUCAGAACAUAAAACCACGAGACAUUCUUGCUGCCAUUAAAGAAUAGAACCCCCAUAAUGUCUCAACAAGAAACACCAUAUACAACGCUCGGGCCAAAUUGGGUCGAAUGGAACAAGUUGGCGAGACUCCAAUGCAGAUACUUUUCAACCGGUUGGAGAAGGUUGGGUUUGUUUUUUACCAUAGAACAUCUCAUAAUGGCGAACGGGUCGAGGAUGUUUUCUUCAUCCACCCGGAGUCGAACAUGUUGUGGCGCGCCUUCCCGCAUGUGUUGCUUAUAGACACCACCUACAAGACGAAUCGGUACAAAAUGCCGCUAGUCCAGAUUAUCGGUGUUACAUCCACGUUGAUGUCGUUUUGCAUUGCUCAUGCAUUCGUAAGCAACGAGAAACAGGAAAACUUCACAUGGGUUCUACAGAGGUUGAAACACUCAUUAGACAGUGUUAUGGAACCCUGUGUAAUAGUAACCGAUAGAGAUCGCGCCCUAACGAACGCAUGUGCAACCGUGUUUCCCAGGGCUAGACAUUCAUUGUGUAGGUGGCACAUACAGCAAAACAUCUUCAAGCAUUGCAGGCAAAGCUUUAAAACAGAGGAUACAUGGGGGAGGUUUCUAUACAAGUGGGCGAGCUAAUUAACUCAACGACCGAUCUUGACUACAACUACUGGUACGAGCGAAUACGAUCAAACUUGCCACGCAAAAAAAAACCGACGAGAUUAUGAACUAUUUGGAUUCAAUCUGGUUACAACCAUAUAGAGACCGGUUUGUUUCGUUCUGGAGCGACCAACAUCUGAACUUCGGUCAAAAUACAACGAACAGGGCAGAGGGUCAACAUGCCCUUUUGAAGCAGUACCUAGGCAACUCUAAUUACACCCUGGAGAAAGUAGUACCACUUAUCGAUAAGCUCAUAAGAAACCAGGUGACAGAAAUCAAAGGCAGCAUUGAAACAAGCAGGAGCCGAACAUUGGGUCAUCAUAACAAACCAAUAUUUAAUCUCCUACUAAAGAAGGUUUCACAUGCCUGCCUGGAGUUGAUAUCAGACGAAGUAAAUGAAAUAGAAAAAUUAAAGUUAUAUAACCGUACAUGCGCGUGCCGUUUGUAUACAACCUGUGGGUUGCCGUGCGCGUGUCGGUUGGAACCGUAUACAACGAAUGGUCAAAUGAUCCCGUUGGAGUUGAUAGACCCUUUUUGGAGAAAGUUAAAUUUGGACUCCAUAGUCGAACCGAGCAAGGUGGACUCUUUCGACUUAGACGGCGAAUUUGCGCUUCUCAAACAACAUUUAAGUGCUCAGUCGAGAGAACUAAAGAAAAACUUAAUUCAAAAGAUGAAAGAGUUGGUACAACUCAAUAAGACGAAGCUUAAACAACCAGUUGUGCAAAAAAAGACACGAGGUCGUCCAACUUUAAAAGCUCAGCAACAAAGGAAGGAUGAUUCGUUUACGGAGCCUUCAAGACACAGCUUUUUUACAACGCAGGACCAGUAUAGUGAUUCACAAGAUGGGUUUGGCACACGAGAGUCAACAAUCGAACCUACCAGGCACAACUCGUUUGUCGAGUCACAAAGUUAUUGUACUGAAACACCUAUGUUCUUCAGCGAGAUUGCGAAAGGCGUUAAGAAUUCGAAAACGAAAAACAAGGUUGCAAAAUCAAAGGAAGAGCCACCAGACUUACCUUUGCUGCCUGUCGGACAAGUUAAUAUGUUCAUGCACUUCAAAAAGUACAUUCCACCGUGCUUCUAUCCACACCUCAGUCACAUACAAAAUGUGCAGGGUGAUGGUAAUUGUGGGUUUCGAUCUAUAGCGGUCGGCUUAUCACUUAAAGAGUGGCAGUGGCCGUUCAUACGGGAGCAUCUUCAUGAUGAGUGCAACCGGUUCCACGAAUUUUGGAAAAAGAUACAUGAAGUUCAGUACCAACAAGUUCUGCAAUCAUUAGUUUGGUCCAACCAUAUAGACGAAGCACCUCCACAUAAGUGGCUACAAAUGCCAUUCACGGGGCUUCUGAUAGCAAACCGGUGGAAUGUCAUUUGUCUCUUAUUAAGUGACCUUGGUUGUGCUUCAUUUUUUCCCAUGUUCACAACAGCCGAAGAAAGUAUUCCGCAUCGAACAGUCGCGCUUGUACAUGUACACAGGAACCAUUUUAUUCACGUAAGAUUAGAAGGGGAAUAUCCAAUGCCAACCCCAUCAGAAUACUGGCGACAACCGACACGGAAUACGCCAGCAGAAAGUUGGUAUCACUAUUACAAGGAACGUAUUGACCAAUAUAAUACGAUCGUUGAUGAAUAUAGGACCAGGGAUUACACAUAUAUAGGUGCCCUAUGAAUAUAAAAUGUUAUUUACAUGUUUUGACAAUUUGUAAUGAUCAACAUACACGUUAUAUAAA